AUGGGUGAAAUUGAUACGAAACCGAUUGAGCCGGUCCAAGUCGCGCUGUCCUUGUUCGGUGAGAAAGGCGAUCAUAGGAAGCACCGUUCCACCAGCAGCGACACAGAGAUUGAUAAAGAGGAGCUUCAAGGCCUGCAGAAGGAAUUGGCGAAUAACAAGGUGCAACUCGAGGCCAAGGAAUGUGCCUACAUGCAAGCGCAACUCAAGCUACAGCAAUACAGGGAAAGUGUGGAAGAACUUUCCUCUCAGCUGAUGAAAUCCGAGCUCGAGAGGGACCAAUGUGAAAGGGAAUGCAUUCAAGCCAGGACUCAUGUCGACAAGCUGGAGUCCAAGACCAAGGAAAUGGCCGAUCAGCUAUUGGAAACCGUGAAGGUCCGCGAGCAGCUUUCUCAUGUAUUAAACGAGCUGAAGUCUGCCCAAGUCGAGUUGCUUGGGAUGGAGACUGAGCUUGCCGUCGAGAGAGAGGCAAGGCUGAAGGCUUUAACCCGAAUGGAGGAGCUGGAAGCUGAAAUUCAAAUAGAGAAGGGAAAGGUUGAAGUACUCCCGGAGCAUGUAGAGGAGCUCAAUGAAGCUCUCCUAAUGUCGAAGCAGGCUGCUAUGGAAGCUGAAAAAGAAAAAUGUGACAUAAUUUCUCAGAAAGAUGCCAAGAUAGAUUUAGCUACAGAUGCGGUGGUUCAAAUGCAGGAGCAGUUGAACAAUCUGAAAAAUCAAGUGGGGAUGAUUGAGGACUUGGAGAACCAGCUCCUGGCCAAGUCUGUGUAUGUCGAGUCAUUACAAUCUGAUCUUUUGGAAGUGAACGAGAUGCUUGAUUCAUCUGAGAAGGCCACUUCUGAUGCCACAGCCGAUUUGGAGAAGUGGAAAGCGGAUUUGGAAGGGAAGAAAAGGGAAGUCUCGGACCAAGCUGUUUACAUAGAAGUGCUUCAGAUGGAAUUAAAUCAGUUGAAGCAUGAUCUGAAAACUGCAAAUGAAAGGCUUGGCCACAUGAGCUGCGAUCUUGAAACUCUUACUGAAGAUUUGCAGAAUGCAGAGGCUGAGUUGAGUGAGGUGAAGGAAAAAGAGAUUGAAGCGCAGAUUGAACUGGCCUUGCUGAAAUCCGAGCUUCACAAAACCCGGUCAAAAGUCGCAGCUGCAGAGGCAGCUGAAGUUAGAGCGGAUAGUGUUAAAUCAGGGCUUUAUCUUGCAGUUCAGCAGCUAGCGCUGGAAGCUGGUGAAGCCAAGAAGGAAUACCAGAAGUUAAAGGAUGAAGCCGAUAAGGCAUCUGAGGAGUCCGAAAGCUUGAUGUUUGCCACUGCGCCAGUAGAAGUCACUGCUCAAGAUGAGGAAAUAUUUGAAAACGCAUCAAGCGAAGUGGAAGAGGGUGUAGGAGACGAGAACAGCACCCACGUAACGAUUUCACUGGAAGAGUACGAGUCCUUACUUGCCCUGGCAAAGAAGGCAGAUGAAACGCAUAGGUCGUCAGUGGAAGACUCGAAUCAGCACAUUGCAUCGGGAAGCAAGCAAGAGGUGGAGAUCCUGAAGAGAGAGCUCGAAGCGGCAAGCAAAAGGAUCAGUGAGUUCAGGACUCGGGCUGAACAGGCGGCCAGCCGGGCGGAGGCUGCUGAGACUGCCAAAGCAGCACUGGAGGAUCAGCUCCAGAGGUGGCGGGAACAGAAGCAGAGGAGGAAGGCUGCAUUGGCUGUGCUUAGGGAGGAAUCGAUCUCGAGAGAGAUUGACCCUACCGCAUUUGUUAGAACUCCGGCUUCGCAUCUUCCUCUUUUCAAGAUUCUUAACAUGAAAUUCUAG
Eucalyptus grandis is the source of this 1782-nucleotide messenger RNA. Its product is annotated as ELKS/Rab6-interacting/CAST family member 1. NCBI's taxonomy places the organism in Eukaryota, Viridiplantae, Streptophyta, Magnoliopsida, Myrtales, Myrtaceae. Bases 1 to 1782 code for a protein of 593 amino acids. The transcript has 2 exons. The record is from RefSeq and is a predicted model, not a curated record.